AUGGCAGUCACAGAUAGUUCACUCAGCUACGUGAUGGGGAGAGAGCUGCCUGGACCUUGGAAGAGCUGCAUUCAACGUCUAGAAGAGUGUGCUUCGAAGUAUGCUAACGAGACGGCCGUCGUUUGCGCACAUCAGCCGCAAGACCUCUUCGACAUAAAGAGCCAACCUUUGGACAGCACAGAAUACACCAAGUCGCCGUAUCUUCGAUGGACAUAUCGAGAAUUCUACGCUCUGGUCGAGCGGCUGGCCCGCGCACUUGCUGCUACUGGCGUUGGGCAAGGCACGCCUGUGUUCACCUUCCUUCCAAAUGGAGCUGAGUUCCUCGUUAUUCUCUUCGCCUCGAUGCGACUGGGAAGCUCACUAGUACCCAUCAACGUUCGAAAUUUGACCAACACACAAGAAGUCACACACAUGAUCAAGACUGCCUUCCUCGAGUGCCCCUCUAAAGAAGCUGUUAUAUUCGCAGAUUCGCCAGAGACAGCCGCUAAGUUAGAAGAGUUCAAGCAACUCGCCAACGCGCAACGGGUCAUCACUAGCACCGAGAAUUGGCAACAAUGGACUGCUUUUGUAACGGUAUUACAGAAUUUCAAAGUCGAACAACCUCUCCCCGAUUAUCGAAACUUCAUGCCGACAGACACGGAUAGCGUCAUCCUCUUCACGAGCGGCACAACAAGCUUACCGAAAGGAUGCCAUUGGCACUAUCCUUCCCUGGCCUUCUUCAUCCAUUCACGAGAACAAUUAGGAGACAAGUUUGGAGCAAAGAAUGGAGAUGCUUUUGCUGCAUUUGCACCCAACAACCACGCUAUGGGCUGCUUCCUCGUAGUCAUGGCUCUCGGUACGGGUUCUUGCCAGGUCUAUCCCACAGCAUACUUCGAGCCGACUACAUUCCUGAAGAUCGCGCAGGCGGAGCGGUGUACACAUACCAUUGCUGUUCCCACAAUGGUAUAUGCGAUGGUGCUCGCAAAAGCGACUCAGAAGCUCAAGCUCGACCACCUAAAGACCGUAUUGCUUGGCGGUGCGGCAGUCACACCUGAAGUUCUGAGACUUUGUGAAACCGAACUAGGUGCCGAUGGUUGUGAGGUCGCCUAUGGAAUGACAGAAGGGCCUAUCGUGUUUUCUGGACGCUGUUCUGUAGAAGAAUUGACCAACGCCAACGGAGAAACGUCUUGUGGCACAGUCCUACCCGAAACGCGAGUUAAGAUUUGUGCUCCAGGAUCACACGAGCCCGUUCCUCGUGGCGAAGUUGGGGAACUGCAUAGUAUGGGACCAACCGUAUGCGCCGGUUACAUCGGAAAAGACAGCGAAGAGUACUACGAUGAAGAUGGGUUCAGAUGGUGUGCAUCCGGCGAUAUGGCGCGUAUCGAUGAACACGGACGUGUCUUCAUCGUUGGGAGGUACAAAGAGAUGAUCAUCCGAGGCGGCGAAAAUAUCUCACCUGUGGCGGUCGAAACAGUAAUUGGCCAACAACUGCCACAUCUCAGGGACCUGACCACACAGAUAGUGGGCGCUGCAGAUGUUAUCGCCGGGGAAGUACCGGUUGCCGUCGUUGCACAAAAGCCAGAUACUGAAACGAUCAAAGAAAUCAAGGACACGGUGGUUGCGACUAUGGGUCGCAUAUAUGCCAUUGACGAUGUCAUCUACUUGGGUGACCUUGGCCUGCAAGAUUUCCCUCGAACGCUCGCAGGGAAGGUCCAGAGAAUGAGACUCAAAGAAUUGGUUCAGAAGUACCGCAAGCAAAAUGAGCAACAGAAUGGCUUCACGAAUGGCUGUACAGAUUCGAGAUUGACUGAUGAACUCCUAUCUGUAUGGGCACGUAUCGUAGGCGCGUCUCUAUCAGACAUAACACUCGAUACAUCGCUUGAAGAUAUGGGCGAUAGCAUCACGAUGAUGCGCGCGAAGGAUCGACUCUUCAAAAUGACCGGGGUUGAUCUCACAGUCCGCGAGAUGCUCGAUUCCAAGACCCUAGGCGGUUUACUUCGCAUUCUAGAAGACCGAAUUUCCUCGAUAGCUGCAGACCCCACUGAAGGUUUCAAACCUAUGAACAACCCGCCCACAAUUGAUCACAUGGUACAUGCAGUGGAUGACGAGGAGAUCUUCGAAGCCACCAGACGAGUGAUCACAGAAGCGUUGGAGCCUCAUGGACUGCAGUGGGAGGACGUCCGCGACGUGAUGCCCGCGCUUGACUUCACAGAGGUGGCAGCAAAGAAGGGUAUCUUUUCCCAAUUUACCCUCAAGGGCGCUAUGCUGGCAAGGAAUAAAUCCGUGAAGGCAUUACGGGCCGCAGUCGUAAAGGCUGUAGCCAACAAUCCGAUGCAGUCUUCUUUCAUCCUCUGGGACGACGCUGCGCUCGGUGACGAUCUUGCGCUGCAGGUCACUGUUGACCUGAAGCCGGACUUCAUAGAAAAGCUCAUCGAAGACAAGGGAAGUCUGAAGACCGUCGCUGAAUUGAAGCAGCUUACGCACGAUAUGAUGCAGGUACAGGGCACAGAAUACCCCGGACCACUAUUCCGAGCUUGGGUCGUGCAUGUCGAAGAGACGCAGUGCGCGGCCUUGAUUCAUAACAUCGAGCACACUGUAACCGACGCGACAUUCGGCUCAUUGUUUUGGGAAGACAUUGAUAUUGCACUGAGUGGAAACGCUCUGAAGCCUCACGUCCCUUAUAAACUCUAUUGCGACCACUUCUACAACAUGCGCACUUCACCCGCCGCGCGCGCAGCUACCAAAUAUCAUGUGCAGAGGCUCAAAGACCUGCCAAAGCACCGAGCGCAUUUCUUCCCACCGCUCGAUAAACCCAUGCUACUUGAGGACGGAAAGCCAGACGGCUGUAUCCACACUUUCUCCGCCAGCAGCCUGAAUGCUCUAAUGCGAAAGCAUCCCCAUCUCAAGCCGUCGCUAGUCCUCAAAGCAGCCACUAGUCUCUUACUCCUCCACACAACCAACCACUCCCACGCCAUCUUCUCCCACUGGGACUCAAGCCGCGACAAAUUCCCCUUCAUCACAAAGUACUCUACCCUCCCUGCGAAUGUCCACGCCAGCGACGUCGGCGGCCAGCUCAUCAACCCCAUCCUCGACCUCAUCUCCCUCCAUCCGGGCGAGUCAAAACUCGCCUUCCUCUCCCGCCUCCAAGAAGAGCAGCUCCUACAAAGCAAGCACGCCGCCGCGCCCCUCAAAGAAAUCAUGCGCGGCUUCGACGCCGAAACCGCAGGACUUUUCCCCCAUUACAGCACCGAGUGCGUGUACAAUUGGCUAGGCACGAACAUCAAAGGCACAAACGCGUACGAGAACCUGGACUUUGUGGAGGCGGUCAAUCGGAGGGAUGUGCAUCGAUUUUACAAUGGGGCUAGCUUGGUGAGGGAUGGGAGGGGGAACGAUUCUGUCGUGCUGCAGAUUAAGGGGAGUGUUUUUACCAUUGAGGAGAUGGAGGAGUUCGGGAGGAAGAUUGAGAGGGUGGCGGAGUGGUUGAUGGGGGAUUUGGAGCGGCCUGUUGAGGGGUUUGGGGAAUGUUUUUAG
Messenger RNA from Didymosphaeria variabile, 3510 nucleotides. RefSeq lists its product as uncharacterized. NCBI's taxonomy places the organism in Eukaryota, Fungi, Ascomycota, Dothideomycetes, Pleosporales, Didymosphaeriaceae. Gene Ontology annotation, biological process: fatty acid metabolic process. Bases 1 to 3510 code for a protein of 1169 amino acids. The record is from RefSeq and is a predicted model, not a curated record. Gene Ontology annotation, molecular function: medium-chain fatty acid-CoA ligase activity. The transcript is spliced from 3 exons.